Messenger RNA from Thlaspi arvense, 769 nucleotides. The record is from the annotation of a GenBank genome assembly. NCBI's taxonomy places the organism in Eukaryota, Viridiplantae, Streptophyta, Magnoliopsida, Brassicales, Brassicaceae.
UGUAGCUGUAAAUAUGACACAUCAGUCUUCAGUUAUAAUGCUCAACAAUUUUAAAUUUUAUUUGUUACCUUUUGAAGAUCAAUUCAAACACUUUAAAGCAUCAUAAGAGGUAGUUUACACGGUAUUUUUCUUAGUGUACCUGUAAAUAUGACACAUCAGUCUUCAUCAAUAUGCUCAACAAUUAUAAUUAUAAACUUUAGAUUAAUUUCAUUUUAUUUAUUACUUUUUGAAGAUCAAUUCUAUAAAUACCCUCCUUCCCUUCGUUUAACUCACUCACAACUCUCCCUCAUUUUCUACAUACACACACACUUCUUCUUCCCAUUGUUCAUAUUUUUUCUUCUUCAGAUUUUCCAAAUGGCUGGUGUUGAGGUUGAGAAAAUAGUACAAAACACAGAGGACAAGACAACGACCCAGCCAACGAUCGAGACGUCUAAGGAAACUCUUCAUGCUGAUGAUGACUCAACCACGGCGGUUGAAGUUGAAAUCAAAGAAGAAACCGAGACAGCUCCGGUGAAAGAGGAUAAACCGGUUGAAGUUCCGGCAGCUGUGGAGGAGAAAGAUGUUAAGUCGGCGGCAGAAGAGGAGAAGACUGUUGAAGUCCAGACAGUGUAAUAAGUUUUUUUUUUAACCCAUGAGAACAUUUCCUUUUCCUUUUUGUUAAAUCCUUAUAUUUCAUGAAAUAUAAGGUGAUGAGUUUCGGGUAUUAAUAAGAUAAUUCAUAUGCUAGUAUGAUUAUUGUAAUGAUAUUUAAUAUAAUAAUUUUCUGGUU